This is a messenger RNA of Jaculus jaculus (lesser Egyptian jerboa), 1302 nucleotides long. Its product is annotated as palmitoyltransferase ZDHHC11. The transcript is spliced from 7 exons. Gene Ontology annotation, molecular function: protein-cysteine S-palmitoyltransferase activity. Gene Ontology annotation, cellular component: endoplasmic reticulum; Golgi apparatus. Gene Ontology annotation, biological process: peptidyl-L-cysteine S-palmitoylation; protein targeting to membrane. The record is from RefSeq and is a predicted model, not a curated record. Lineage: Eukaryota; Metazoa; Chordata; Mammalia; Rodentia; Dipodidae.
AUGAGGAACUCGGGAGAACAGCUGGCCAGAGUCCUCAGGAACCAGUGCGGUGCUGGGACAAUGCAGAGGGGACCGUGGCACCUAGGACCGGGACAGAACUUGGGGCCGUGGGCAGCAGCCCCUGCAGGAAGCUCUGAGAAUGCUGGCUGUGGCCACGUCUGUGACGAGGGCAGUGUCCCUUGCUGGAGCCGGAUAACCUAUGGGGGUGAUGCCGCAGGUGACCGAUGCCUCCUCCCCCCAAUGUCCUUUGUCUCGUAGAUGGGCAUCUGUGGAAUGAACUGGAACCGGGUGCUCCCAGAAGCUGGGGACGCCAACAAGAAGAAGACUGUGCCACCCCGCCUGUCCAGGGUCAAUGGCUGGACACCGCCCCUGCACAUCUUCCAGGCCAUAUCCUGGUCGACCUUACUGCUCUUGUCAUUUGUGGCCUUCGGAAUGUUUCUUCCCCUCCUGCCUGGUGUCUGGAAGCACGUUGCCUACGCUGUGUUGGGUGGUCUGCUCACCUUCCACGUCAUUGUGCACCUGGUUGCCACCUCCACCGACCCAGCUGAAGACAUGGUCCGACUCACCAAGAACUACUCGGAGCCCGUGCCCAUCUUCGACCGAACCAAACACACCCACGUCAUCCAGAACGAGUAUUGCCACCUGUGUGAACUCAUGGUGAGCCCAAACACCAAACACUGCAUCUCGUGCAACAAGUGUGUGUCCGGCUUUGACCACCACUGCAAGUGGCUGAACAACUGUGUGGGCAAGAGAAACUACAUGGUUUUCUUCUUCACCGUGGCAUCAGCCGUGGGUAGCCUGAUCAUCGUCAUCGUCAUCUUGCUGUACAUUGUCAUCCAGCACUUUGUCAACCCCCACCAGCUCCGCACAGACCCCCGGUAUAAAGAAGUGAAGUCGGACAACAUCUGGCUGCUCUUCCUUCCGCUGUGGCCCGUGGAGGUGAGGACCCCCGUGGUCCUUUCCAUCAUCGCGCCCGUCCUGCUGCUGGCUCUCAUCAGCCUGCUGAUGCUGGGGCGUCUGCUGCUCAUCCACAUCUACCUGAGGGCCAAGAACAUGAGCACCUUUGACUACAUAAUGCAGGACCAUCUCAAGAAGAAUGUAGGCUCAGCAGACCAGAAAAAGGCGUCUUCGGGGACGAAAGUGACCUUUCAAAAGGUAUGGCUGUCCAGCUACGUCAUGAUCACGGGGGGCAUGGGGGGCUGGGGCUGGCGUUCAGGCGCUUCCUGCACAAAGAACUCGAGGCCAUACCCUGAGCUGUUGAAACCGCCUGGGGACUCUGGAAGCGUGUGUAGCGUGUGGUAG